UUCGUCAAACGUUGCACUUUUUAUUGUAUGUAAAUAAAAACUUAACUUUUGCCCGGACUUGAUUUAGAAUCUAUUAAUUCUUAAAGAAAAAUGUCGUCAUUAGUGCAAAAGUGUAACGACGACAACAUUCCAUUAGCUGAUGAUGAUCCGCAAGUGAUUAUUACAGACGACGUGGAGAACAAUCAUUUAGAUCAUGGUCGUUCAAUGGACUCGUUGCCUAGUUCGUACACUGGCGGUUCUUCUAGCCCUGGCCUGAAUGGGCCGCAGAGUUUUGAGCCCGACUCGGGGUUAGAUGAACAGGAAGAGAAGGCGCGGUUGAUAUCGCAGGUGUUGGAGCUACAGAACACUUUAGAUGAUCUGUCACAGAGAGUGGACUCGGUAAAGGAAGAGAAUUUGAAGCUGCGCUCGGAAAACCAAGUGUUGGGGCAGUAUAUUGAAAAUCUCAUGUCAGCAUCCUCAGUAUUCCAAUCCACUACUCCUAAUGUUCAUAAGAAGUAAAUAAGCUUGAAAUCUAUAGGUAUGCACUUUAAAUAGU
Cydia amplana is the source of this 535-nucleotide messenger RNA. Its product is annotated as short coiled-coil protein homolog. The transcript has 2 exons. Gene Ontology annotation, cellular component: trans-Golgi network. The record is from RefSeq and is a predicted model, not a curated record. Bases 91 to 498 code for a protein of 135 amino acids. NCBI's taxonomy places the organism in Eukaryota, Metazoa, Arthropoda, Insecta, Lepidoptera, Tortricidae.